AUGCGAUCACAAGCCAGAGCCGCCGACUUGGACGAUAGAAGCACAAGCCAGCCUUUGAUGUCGGACACGCCAGAUGUUGCCGAAGCAACGCCAAUUCCCCAAGGCACGAGACCCGGUAACGAAGCCAGUGCAGCAAAUGAAGUCUGCAAUGAUGAGUCCAGUGCCGAAUCCGCCACCGAUGUGAAGGAGACGAUUCAUCUCAGGCUAGUUUCCACCUGGUGGAUCGAAAUUAUUACUAUGAGCAUCAGCUUCGGCUGCAUAGCUGCGCUUGUCUGCAUCCUCGUGCGAUUUCAGAACAGGCUAUUGGCAGAGUGGUCCUUUUUUAUCAGCAUCAAUGCCACCGUUGCCAUUGCAAUAACAGCCGCAAGAGUAACACUUCUCGCUGCCAUUUCGGUCUGUCUCAGUCAAGAGAAAUGGACACAUUUUACCAAGAGGACCCAUCGCCUCAAGGAUUUUGCUAUUAUUGACACAGCAAGCCGCGGGCCUCUUGGCUCCUUACAAAUGCUAUAUAAAGUUUCAUGGGGAUUUGCUAGCAUUAGUGCGAUGGUUGUUAUUUUAUCCCUCCUCACAGAUACAUUUGUGCAACAAGUAGUCCAACUCGAACCUGGAACGAUAUCUACCUACCAGGAGGGCUCGGCAACUUUCGGGUAUGCGCAUGGUUACAAAAGCUACAAAAGCUAUAAAUAUGAAUCACUUGGAAUGGACAUCAAUAAUGAUAUAAACAGCGCGGUCCUCGGCGGCUUACAGCCGAAUAGCAGGAGCUUCGCGUUUAAUUGCAAUUCCAACUGUACCUGGGACAGCUACUAUAUAACCCUGGGCUUUAGUAGUACCUGUACGGAUGCCACCAAGGAGACCUUGAAGACUCUCAAAUGUAGUGAAGGUCCACAAACUCAUUCAAUUACAGGAGAGCAGGGUCUACCUUGUACAAUGAGUACACCCAACGAUGUCCAAUUCACAUUAGCGGCAAGGGCAAUAUCCAAGUCGUAUAUGAAUAUUAACUCUAGCGAAUUGGCCAUAAUCGAUGAUCUUAAUGGUUCACAAGCUUUUCAUGCUGCUGUCUGGACCUGGGAACCUGGAGAUGAUUAUUCUGUGGAUAUAGAGAUACCUGAUCUCAAAACCCUCUUGCAGAACAGUUCGGUGAUCAUUGAGUGCGCACUCGGAGUCUCCUUGUACAACUACUCAGAUAUCUCGUCAAUCUCAAAUAACUUCACCAUUGGCACCACCAAACUGAUCCCCCUCGGCGUAACCACUGGGCUUACUACUUCCGAUAUGCUAGGUGAUACGCACCAUCCUCAUCAGGAGACGUCUUUGUGGUGGAACCAUACCGAGGGAGAUAUGCCAAAUAACUAUAUUUCUGCGAUUGAUCUUCGCUACGCCUCCAGCUUCUUCCAGUCGUCUGCCUUCUCCGGCACUAUUGGCGAUGGUACCCCUGCUGAUCGUACUUUUUCUCCAGGAGCCACGACCUUUUUUGGCAAUGGAACUCUGGAAGUCGUAUCAGGCAUAUUCGACAGUAUCUCGCAAAGUCUCACUGACAUGAUACGGCAAGGCAGCGCAAUGCAAAUUGCACAGGGUACAACGAGCCAAGCUGUCGUAUAUAUCCGCGUGCGUUGGGUAUGGCUCAUUUUGCCCUUCGUCGUCCAGUUGAUGGGUGGAAUUGCGCUCUUCGUGACCGUUGUUGGGACGAAGCGAACAAGUGACGCGCUCCUAUGGAAGGGUUCAACCUUGGCAGUGCUUUAUCAUUCGGUUGAUAAAGAUGGGGUUAUAGGAUCUCAUCUUCGGAAUGUAGAGGAUUUGGAGAAGGUCGAGGAGACGCAAGUCAUGUUGGAGAAGAAAGAUGGCGUGUCUGAUUCGUAA
Molecule: messenger RNA, 1854 nt
Organism: Trichoderma aggressivum f. europaeum
Lineage: Eukaryota; Fungi; Ascomycota; Sordariomycetes; Hypocreales; Hypocreaceae
Exons: 2
Coding region: 1-1854 (617 amino acids)
Source: RefSeq, a predicted model, not a curated record